Esox lucius (northern pike) is the source of this 597-nucleotide messenger RNA. It is a transcript of the gene minar2, whose product is annotated as membrane integral NOTCH2 associated receptor 2. Lineage: Eukaryota; Metazoa; Chordata; Actinopteri; Esociformes; Esocidae. The transcript has 3 exons. The record is from RefSeq and is a predicted model, not a curated record. Bases 1 to 597 code for a protein of 198 amino acids.
AUGGACAUCUCCGUCCUGCCCAACAACAACCACCCGGAAAAGUUCCUUCAACUGGACGUGGGAAUGCUGCCCGCCUCCCACGGGAUGUUCCAGGUGGGAGCAGCUCUGUCUGGGCAGAGGCAGUGGAGCAACCAGGUCUAUCAACAGAGGGAACGUGGAUCUGCGAGCGCCCGCAGGCCUUCACCAGAGGGCAGUCCGGUGGUGUUUGUCGACAGAUACCUGGAGAGGCACAUCACGCCGCACACUUUGAAAUCCACGAUCAAGAGGAACCCCCUAUACACCGACAUUAGAACCACAGACGUGGAGCCGAACCAGAGGUCCAAGCCCUCCUGGACCAUUCAGGAGUUUGACAGGCACUCGAUCCAUUCCGACCUGGCGGGUCAUUCAAAGGAAGAAGAAAAAGACCCCCAAGAUCUAGAUUUUUGGUUGGAAGACCUCUACACACCUGGCUACGACUCCUUGUUGAAGAAGAGAGAAGCAGAGAUGAAAAGGAAAAGAUUUUGCAAAAUUCUUACCUGUGUCAUUAUGUCUGUGUGCGCAAUCAUUAUCAUUAUCACAGUGCCAAUUCUAGUCACCAAAAAUCUAAAGAAACCAUAA